CAAUCUUAUCUAUCAACUGACCAGUUCUAAAGUACUGUAUGCCGUUGGGAAUUCAUUCAAGCGACACAGAGUAUACCACUUUCUUCACCAUCAUCGUCUCCAUUACAGAAGCCAGAUUAUGUAUCCCAGGCUAAUUUGGUUAAAAUGUGCAACUCUGCUGUUGUUAGUUUUCUGCUGGAAGGCUUUAUCACACAAUGUCGUCGAGACUCUGCCAGGAUUUCCUGGCAAACUUCCAUUCAGACUUGAAACUGGUUACAUUGGUGUAGGAGAAUCGGAAGAAGUGCAGCUAUUUUAUUAUUUCAUCGAGUCUGAAAGGAACCCAAAAGAUGAUCCCUUACUGAUUUGGCUCACUGGAGGCCCGGGUUGUUCUGGUCUCUCAGCUCUUAUAUAUGAGAUGGGCCCCUUCACUAUUGACUAUGCCAACUCCAGUGGGAGUCUACCAGCACUGGUAUACAACCCAUACUCAUGGACGAAGGUGGCAAAUAUUAUAUACAUAGAUCAGCCGGCUGGCAGUGGAUAUUCAUAUGCUAAAACUUGGGAAGCAUACAACACUAAUGAUACGCUGUCAGCAGCACAUACUUAUGAGUUCCUUAGAAAGUGGCUUAUAUAUCAUCCCAAAUACCUUGAAAGUCCACUUUAUAUUGGUGGUGAAUCUUAUUGUGGCCUCGUUGUUCCACUUGUUGUUAACAAUAUAUACAAUGCUAUUGAAGCUGGAAGUCAACCACCCUUGAAUAUGAAGGGAUAUGUGCAAGGAAAUCCAGCGACAAACAAGUAUUGGGAUACCAAUGAAAAAAUCCCUUAUGCUCACCGAAUGGGACUCCUAUCUGAUAGCCUUUUCAAGUUGGUGAAAGAAAGCUGCAAAGGAAAUUACGUUCAUGCAGAUCCAAACAAUGUUCCAUGUCAGAAAAAUCUUGAAAGGGUAGCAGAGUGUCUCGAUAAAAUACCUACUCAUAACAUAUUAGAACCAUGGUGUUCAUUGAUGUCAAAUAAACGGGAUUUGCUUUCAUGGGAUUCAAGUUUUGAAGAGGAAACCAAAGAUCUCUUACUAUCAAUGAAUCCUUCUAAAAGAUCAUGGUGUCGACCUGAUAAUUACUUGUACUCGUACAUAUGGGCUAACGAUAUAUCUGUACAAAAAGCUCUUCAUGUUUCUGAGGGAACAAUAAAGGAGUGGCUGAGAUGUAAUAUGAGCAUGCAUUAUCGUCCAGGGAAGCAGCAUGGAUCUUACAUGUUUGAUGUCCAAAGUACUGUGGAAUACCACCGGAAUUUCACCCAUAAGCACUGUCGAGCUUUAAUUUUCAGUGGAGAUCACGACAUGGUCGUUCCUCACACAAGCACUGAAGGAUGGAUAGAUUCGCUUAACUUAACUGUUCAAAGUGAUUGGAAACCAUGGUUUGUAGAAGGUCAAGUUGCAGGGUAUACGGAGCAGUAUUCCCAUAAUGACUACCAGUUGACUUAUGCAACUGUGAAGGGGGCUGGUCAUACGGCGCCUGAAUACAAACCCGUGCAAUGCUUUGCCAUGAUUGAAAGGUGGUUUUCUGAGCUCCCCCUUUAAUUCACCGCAGCACAAACUAGUAUUGAAGUUGAAUCUUGUAUUGCGAAGGAGAAAGUCAAUGACAGAGGCUACAAGCAAGGAGUUUGGAAGAUCGCGACCAUUUGAGUGUGUUUUAUUAUGUUGUGCUUCUUUGUAUUUUGUCUGUCUAAAAGUCACUAUGUAUUGUGAAUUCGCAUUUCCGGAAAAUAGUGCAUUCAUGUUGUAAUUUGCUAUUGUGAUUGAAUAAAGAACAUUUUUUUCUGCUUCA
Olea europaea var. sylvestris is the source of this 1799-nucleotide messenger RNA. RefSeq names its product serine carboxypeptidase-like 18. The transcript has 14 exons. Gene Ontology annotation, biological process: proteolysis; secondary metabolic process. NCBI's taxonomy places the organism in Eukaryota, Viridiplantae, Streptophyta, Magnoliopsida, Lamiales, Oleaceae. Bases 119 to 1552 code for a protein of 477 amino acids. Gene Ontology annotation, molecular function: acyltransferase activity, transferring groups other than amino-acyl groups; serine-type carboxypeptidase activity. The record is from RefSeq and is a predicted model, not a curated record.